Molecule: messenger RNA, 1256 nt
Organism: Hypoxylon trugodes
Lineage: Eukaryota; Fungi; Ascomycota; Sordariomycetes; Xylariales; Hypoxylaceae
Product: DUF171-domain-containing protein
Exons: 3
Coding region: 192-1223 (343 amino acids)
Source: RefSeq, a predicted model, not a curated record
CCUCUAUUUUACACUUUGUCUAGCGGAUGAUUAAGAUGCAACCAAGAUCAGUGUGGGGUUCUGAUCACUUACCUAAAAUUACCUAGCCGAAAUGGUAGGCGGUGAAUUUCUGCUGGCAAAACUUCCUCCCAAAUCGAUUUGCAACCCGAAUUUUAUUUUGUCUUAAAGCUACAAUACCUACAACUAUCGCAAUGGCAAGCUUCGAACAAGACCGGCAAAAGAAACGCCGCCUCACAAAAGAAGGCGAUUACGUGGAUACGUCGAAACCGACUGCCUUCUUCAAACCCACCGGAGGUCGAGAAUGGACAAUAUCCGUAGCAAUUCCGGGGAGUGUACUUUCAACGUGUCGCCGCGAUGACCAACGCACUGGCAUCGUUUCACACUUGGCGCGCGCACUUGCCGUCUUCAACAUAGAUGAAGUUGUGAUCUUUGAUGACUCUCAUCCAGACACCCGUACUAGGAAUGUCGAUCCCGCAAGUUACACGGGUGACAUUGACCCAUGUGGAUAUCUUGAUCAUCUUCUACAGUAUCUAGAGAUGCCACCUUUCAUGCGCAGGACACUGCUGCCGAUACAUCCAAACUUGAAAGGCGCUGGUCUUAUGGCUAGUCUAGAUAUACCAUCACAUCCACACCAGACCGAUUGGCUUCCGUACUGCGAGGGCGUGACGGUAACGGGGACAUCUAAAGGUGGAAAGGGUACACGUGUCGACGUUGGUAGAAAGGAACCGGUGACUAUUAGCCACGAGGUUCCGCCGAAGACUCGCAUUACUGUUCAAAUUAACGAGAACGACUCAUCCUUAGCGGAGCCGGUAGACCCUAGUGCACCGCGUGCCGAAGGUGGUUACUACUGGGGCUUCUCCGUGAGGCGCUGCGAUUCGUUGGCGACCGUUUUUGAAGAGUGCGCUUACGAAGGUGGAUAUGAUAUGAGUAUUGGCACUUCGGAGCGUGGCUUAACUAUAUCCGAGGCCUUCCCGGAUAAGAAGAAGAAGGACGCCGUAACCUUCAACCAUCUACUCAUUGUUUUCGGUGGUCCCAAGGGUCUCGAAUAUGCGGCCGGAAAUGACCCGCAAUUGAAUGGUAUGGGGAUUGUUAAAGGGAGAACGAAAGAAUUAUUUGACCAUUGGAUCAAUAUUUUGCCAGGGCAAGGAAGCAGGACAAUAAGGACGGAUGAAGCGCUCUUCAUUGGACUGGCGGGUUUGAGAAAAAUAUGGGAAGGAAGAUAGUACAGGCCAGCAACCGAUACCCUAUUUUAUUUA